Messenger RNA from Quercus robur (English oak), 825 nucleotides. RefSeq lists its product as uncharacterized. The transcript has a single exon. NCBI's taxonomy places the organism in Eukaryota, Viridiplantae, Streptophyta, Magnoliopsida, Fagales, Fagaceae. The record is from RefSeq and is a predicted model, not a curated record. The coding region runs from base 1 to 825 and encodes 274 amino acids.
AUGCAAACGGUUAAUGCCGUGUUCAGAGAGCCAGUACAGCAAAUUCUGGAGAAAGUCAAGAACGAACCUUUCUUCAGAUGGCCAGGAAAAAUGGCUGGGGACCCUUCGAAACGCAACCAGAACCUGUAUUGUCACUAUCACCAAGACCAUGGGCAUACCACUGAGGACUACAGGAAUCUAUGGAAUCAGCUAGUCCGAGAAGGAAAAUUAUGUCACCUUUUACACCCCUCUAGCGGUCAUAUGGGCCAGGCAAUGCAAGAGCCUCGAAAAGAUGCAUUAUUAAGACCUCUCACAGGGACGAUACACGUCAUCCUCGCCGCUCCAGGAAGAACCGGCUCAUUUCCCUCCAGGGUGCUGUCCGUGGCUCGGCUCUCCGCCGGAGACAGGGAAAGAGAAUUUAAAAGGUCUAAAAAGGGAAGCCCUUUAAUAUUAGGAUUCUCGGAUGAAGAUAAGAGGGGAACUAUCCAACCUCACGACGAUGCCUUAGUGGUUACGCUGAGAAUCAGAGGUUUCGAUGUGAAGAGGGUACUAGUAGACCCGGGCAGCGCAUUAGAGGUAAUGUACCCUGAUCUAUACAAGGGGCUGAACUUAAGGCCGGAGGAUUUGACGGCUUAUGACUCUCCCCUUAUCAGCUUCGAAGGGAAGAUUGUUGUACCAAAAGGGCAGAUCAGAUUACCCAUACAGACCGGAUCAGAGGUGGUGGAGGUGGACUUUGUCGUGGUCGAUGCCUACUCGCCCUACACAGCGAUAGUAGCCAGGCCAUGGAUCCAUGCCUUGAAAGUUGUAUCUUCUACACUUCACCAAAAGGUAAAAUACCCGUCGUGA